Molecule: messenger RNA, 3685 nt
Organism: Schistosoma rodhaini
Lineage: Eukaryota; Metazoa; Platyhelminthes; Trematoda; Strigeidida; Schistosomatidae
Source: the annotation of a GenBank genome assembly
CAAAAACAAAAUAUUUAGAUGUACUGCUGCUUGUAGACGUUUUGAAUAAGUAGUCCGAAACUAGAUUUCCUCUUCAUUUGUAAAACCUACAGAGUUUGUUAGCUUUUAGAAUAUCUCACUUGUGAUUACCAGGCUUUUGAUACAUUAUCUUUUGUUUUUUUAUAUGAUUUACCAGUGUGAUUACUCACUACGCGUAUCCAAGUCUUGAUAAUACACUAUCACCGUGUUUGCAUUCGUUUCAACUCAGUUCAUUAGUAAUUGUUCAACUUGUCAGUUAGAUAUUUGUGUCUUCAAGAGGUUCUGAUUUCGAGAAACAGUCAAGCUUGCAAACAACAGGGAUUUAGCAGUUUUACUACCAGACUAUUCCUUCGUGAUGAAAUGACUGCGAUAGGUAAAUAGAUAGUACGUCUUGUAGACCAAAAAAAUAAUGGAAAAAGAAAUUUUUUGUUUUGAGGUUGAAAUGUUAUAUUUUCCAGACUUUUUCUGAAACUUUUAUAGCAACUUGAUCAACUUGUUUUUAGAAGAUAACGUUUUUAUAGGGAAACUUACGCUCAUUCAAUAAAUAAGUUGGAUAAUUGUCUUUAAUUUACACGGUUGACAAGUGUAUUUAUCCGAAUAAGUUUAUCACUUCGGUGAUAACAGAUCUACAGAAUCAGUUAUCUUAUUUCCAGUAGUUUAUUUUCUUUUUAGAACUUUAUUAAACUGAAAACCUGCCUCCAUCAGUUCAGUUUUUAAAAUUAUACAUAGAUAUCUAGCGAAUAGAUAUUGUUCGGUUUACGUUAAUUUUCACGUUCAGAGUUCUGGUGUUUUAUCCCAUUUGAAAGUAAGAAGGCAUUCUAUCCAACUAUCUAUAAGGCUUUGCGCCAAGAUGCUCUGGUUUUACAACGGUUCUACAGUUGGACUAUGAAUGGAAAUGUCGACUUGGCAUCUGAGGAUAUUUAUUGUGCAAUUACCAGUCUCGCCUCAGCAAUGUAUUACGCAGCUGAUAAGCUGUGAAAUCAGUGAUGAUUUAAACAUAAUUCUGGAUAGUCUCAUAAUACUUGAAGAUACAAAGUGAGGAGUUGUGGUGCAUUUUUCAUAUGAAACCUAAUAAACUAUAUCAAGGCAAGAAUCAAAAAAAGAAAAAAAGAGGAAAAGAAAAAGACAAGCAUUAGUUUAUCUAUAUUGCAGAUAUAUUGGAUGACAGUUUGAGAAUGUAUUAUUUACUCACUAAAUAUGUCUAUCUUUUAAUAUUGACCAAAUAUAACCUAAAGUAGGAGAAGGACAGUUUAUGGUAUGAUUUUACGAGAUUUGUAUCUUGCAGACUGCUACUUUAAAAUGUAUACUGUUAACCAAAAAAUGUAUUAAAAUGUGUUUGUCUGGUAAGACGAUUGAAAAAUGAUUUUUAUAGAUUUACGAUUAAUGUUCGUAGUUCCAGUAUCUUGUAAUCUUGAUAGAACAUGUGCUUAGGAAUGUUUGUCCGUAAAUUACAUUUUUUUGCUUAGAAGUUUGAUUAUAAUGGCUGGUGAUCGAGGAUAUUCAGGUAGCGAUUUUGCCGGAAACAACUUCGAGGAGUAUGAUGACGAGGAGUACUGUGAUAGAGCAGAUGAUGAUGAUGACGAUGAAGAGGAAGAUGAUGAUGAAGAUGAUUAUAAAGAGGAAAAUGCUCGUCAGGAAACGGAAGAACAAGCACGAAUGCUACUUGAAAAAGCCAAGACAUCCAAGGUUGUUUUCGUCGUGCGAACAAAUGUUGCGUUUCAUGGGUCAGUGGUUGAUGAUUGCCCUGUUCCUGGAAUGGCUGUCAGUUUCCAAGUUAAAGAUUUUCUGCAUAUUAAAGAAAAGUUUAAUAAUGAAUGGUGGAUUGGUCGGUUAGUGAAAGAAGGCUGUGAUGUUGGCUUUAUUCCGUCACCAGCGAAAUUGGAGGCUAUGCAAAAUUUCAGUGCUAGAGGUAUGAGCAAAAGUUCUACGGGUAAUUUUGAUAAUUCACGAACUGGGAAUUCAAGGCCAUCAACACCGCCAGCUGAUGGUGCCGACACAAUUAACAGAAGUUAUGAUGAAGACAGUAAUGCUAGACGAGAAACACCAUCCGGUAAAGCGUCCGUUAGUGCAAGAAGUGGUCGUAAGCCAUUUUUUAAGAAAAGUGAUAAUUUGCCUCCAUACGAUGUUGUACCAUCUAUGCGUCCAGUAGUCCUUAUUGGUCCUUCUUUAAAAGGUUAUGAAGUGACUGACAUGAUGCAGAAAGCCUUGUUUGACUUUUUAAAACGACGUUUUGAAGGAAGAAUUAUCAUAACUAGAGUGACUGCUGACAUAUCACUUGCUAAACGAUCCUUACUUAAUAAUCCUACUAGAAGAGCUAUUAUGGAUAAAUCUUCUACAAGAAAUCAAUCAUUAGAGGUUCAACAGGAAAUCGAACGCAUAUUUGAUUUAGCUCGUACACAACAACUUGUUGUACUGGACUGUGAUACAAUCAAUCAUCCAAGUCAAUUAUCUAAGACAUCUCUUGCACCAAUUACAGUUUAUUUAAAAAUAAGUUCAACAAAAGUACUUCAACGUUUGAUUAAAACACGAGGUAAAUCUCAAGCACGAAACAUGAAUGUUCAAAUGGUUGCAGCCGAAAAACUCUUACAAUGCACUAAUGAUCAGUUUGAUGUGAUUUUAGAAGAAAAUCAACUUCCAGAUGCUUGUGAACAUUUAGCUGAAUAUUUAGAAGCAUAUUGGAGAGCCAGUCAUCCAACUGGUAAAGUCACAAAAGCUGAACGUAUCCUUGGAAUUGGGACAGGUGCAAGCUCAAAUCAAUCUACUGAAAACGAGAUGUCACAUGGAACGCAUCGGCGUCAAAGUAAUGCAUUUAAAAAUGACAAAAGAAAAGGCAAAAUUGAUCAAGAUUAUAAUGGAUCUAGAGAUUAUUCAAAUUCCAUUUCUUCACCAAGACGAGGUUCGACUCAAUUCGAAAAUAAUAGACAACGUUAUGUAGAUGAACAAGAAUUACUUUCAGAUGAUGAUUAUCGUUACCAACCACAUAAUGAAAUACGGACCGUCUGGAAUAAUACUGAAAAGAAUAAUUAUUCUCCAUCUCAUGAACCUCGUUUAUCGUCUAAUCAGCAGGCAUUGCAGCAUGACAGACAAAUGAAAGAAUCUAAUCGCAUAAAUCCUACAUCUGUUGGAAUUCAUAACAGAUAUAAUCAUCCUCCACAAUAUGAUACUGAAGAAUCUGAUUCACCUAUGGAGAAUGAUCGCUUUCUUGUAGACUCAGGUUAUCCAAAAACAACUAGAAGUCGUCAAGGUUCAAUCAUGAUUUAAAUAAAACUGUAUUUUAUUUUCUUAGCAUAAUAAUAACAACAACAAUAAUCAUAAAUGAAUAAGUUUACUGAUUAUUUUUACUGUUAUACUAUAACAUUUAGUGUAACAUAAUGUAAAAUUAUACAGCAUAAUAAUACUUUCUACAUGUCAGUAAUAUUUUGUAUCACAUUAGUUUUUCAUUGUUGCUUUUCGUUUUCCUUUUAUUUUGUGAUUUUAUUCAUUGGUAUAGUCUACAUUCCUAAUUAGCUUUUUUGUUAGUUUUUUUUAAAAACCGAGCACAAUAUCUUUACUAUCAUUAAGAAUAUAAUUGAUUUUAUUGAGUAUUUUAUCUCCUUUCAAAUUAUGUCAUGUUCAAGCUUUCAAUAUCAAGUUUAAUUAUAAUAUGAUGUAUAUAUAUAUAUAUAUA